This is a messenger RNA of Megalops cyprinoides (Indo-Pacific tarpon), 2589 nucleotides long. Its product is annotated as eukaryotic peptide chain release factor GTP-binding subunit ERF3A-like. Gene Ontology annotation, biological process: translation. The coding region runs from base 252 to 1973 and encodes 573 amino acids. Gene Ontology annotation, molecular function: translation release factor activity; GTP binding; GTPase activity. The transcript is spliced from 14 exons. The record is from RefSeq and is a predicted model, not a curated record. Lineage: Eukaryota; Metazoa; Chordata; Actinopteri; Elopiformes; Megalopidae. Gene Ontology annotation, cellular component: translation release factor complex.
GGGAGAGUCAUCGGCACACACGAGGGCUCGCGCUGAGUGCUGAGUCGGAUCUCUCUCUCUUUCUCUGGUGUCGCCGUGAGAAACCGGCGCUAUUUUAUUACAAGAAAAAAAGGCAACAUUUACACGUUAUAAAGAGGGAAGUUUUAAAAAAUAUUUUAAAGAGGUGACAAAAACAACGCGUUAGUGGGUGGUUACACAGCUAAGCUAACUGCGUAGUCUUCACCACAGUAUAGUAAAUAUAAAGAUCAGCGAUGGACCCCAGAGACACUGCCCCUGAUUCGUGGGAACAGGAGGACGAUGGCGAGGCCCCGGCCGACGUGCAACUUCAGACCGCCUUUACUGCCCUCAAUGUGAACGCCAAGCCGUUCGUCCCCAACGUUAACGCCGCCGAAUUUGUUCCGGCCUUCCUUCAGAGAGGGCCUUCGGAAAAUCCCGACUCUGACGGCACUGACACGGUCGUCAGCAUGGAGGUAUCAGAACCCAUUGCGCCAGUGGAGAACGGCGAGGCGGAGAUGACCACAGAGGAGACGUGGGAACAGAAGGGCGGGGAGCCCGAUGAGGCGGAGCCCGGAGGCGGGCCCGGGGGCGACGGGAGCCCCGCCGAAGACUCACAGCAGGAGAUCAUGGAAGAGGAGGAGGAGGUGCCAACGCCCAAAGUUGCCCCCGCCCCGCCAGAUGCCCCCAAGAAGGAGCACGUGAACGUGGUGUUCAUAGGGCACGUGGAUGCUGGCAAGUCAACAAUCGGGGGACAGAUCAUGUAUUUGACGGGGAUGGUGGAGAAGCGAACGCUGGAGAAAUACGAGAGAGAGGCUAAGGAGAAGAACAGAGAAACCUGGUACCUCUCCUGGGCUUUGGACACAAACCAGGAGGAGCGGGACAAGGGGAAGACUGUGGAAGUCGGCCGCGCUUACUUUGAAACCGAAAAAAAGCACUUUACCAUCCUGGACGCUCCCGGCCACAAAAGCUUUGUCCCCAACAUGAUUGGCGGCGCGUCGCAAGCUGACUUGGCAGUGCUGGUGAUCUCGGCCAGGAAAGGCGAGUUUGAAACGGGCUUCGAAAAGGGCGGCCAGACGCGGGAACAUGCCAUGCUGGCCAAAACGGCGGGAGUGAAGCACCUGAUUGUGCUGGUCAACAAGAUGGAUGACCCCACGGUCAACUGGAGCCUCGAGAGGUACGAGGAGUGUAAGGAGAAACUAGUGCCAUUUUUGAAGAAAGUCGGCUUUAACCCCAAAAAGGACAUUCAUUUCAUGCCCUGCUCUGGACUGACUGGAGCCAACCUGAAGGAGCCUGCAGAGCUGUGCUCUUGGUAUACAGGGUUGCCGUUCAUUCCUCACCUCGACAGUUUGCCAAACUUCAACAGAUCGAGCGACGGCCCGGUCAGAUUACCCAUCGUGGACAAAUACAAGGACAUGGGCACUGUGGUCCUGGGGAAGCUGGAGUCCGGGUCUAUCAGCAAAGCACAGCAGCUUGUCAUGAUGCCAAACAGGCACACAGUGGAGGUGCUGAGCCUGCUCUCGGAUGACGUGGAGACGGAGGACGCGGCGCCCGGGGAGAACCUGAAGCUCCGGCUCAAGGGCAUUGAGGAGGAGGAGAUCCUGCCCGGCUUCAUCCUCUGCAAUGCCGAGAAUCUCUGCCACUCUGGGCGCACCUUCGACGCCCAGAUCGUCAUCAUUGAGCACAAAUCAAUCAUCUGCCCGGGCUACAACGCAGUUCUACACAUCCACACCUGCAUUGAAGAGGUGCAAAUCACAGCCUUAAUCUGCCUGGUAGACAAAAAGACAGGCGAGAAGAGCAAGACGCGGCCUCGCUUCGUCAAGCAGGACCAGGUCUGCAUUGCCCGCCUACGGACUGCAGGAACCAUCUGCCUUGAGACCUUCAAAGACUUCCCCCAGAUGGGACGCUUCACCCUAAGGGAUGAAGGCAAGACCAUAGCCAUCGGCAAGGUGUUGAAGCUGGUGGCUGAGAGGGACUGAAAGGUCUACGGUGGGACAUCCUGGAUCAGCCUGUCAAGAUGGAGUUGGGAGGGGUGGGGGAGGUGGCAGCUGCCGCAAGCCCACAGUACACAGCUCCCCCUUUCUACGUGCUCCCCUUUCGCCUGACGAAGACCAGCUUAAAAAUAAGACACACUCUGAAAAAAGAAAUCCGUUUUUAAGCGAAUAAAAAAAGAGAGAAACAUGUCCACAUAUGUCAGCUUUCUCAUAUUGAGAGCUCAGCUAUACCAUUUGUUUGGGCCUUCAACCAUGACCAGAUUCGCCCAACCCCCACCUCCACCCCCCACCAAACUCGGUCAACAUGUAAGAUUAUAACGGAUUACUCUUCCAGCUUUUAUUUUUUUUUCUUGCUUCCUUCAGAGAGAGUGUGUGGCAGCAGUUACUUCUCACGGAUGUGGACCAGUAUUUUGCUUGGAAUACAAAUAUGAUUUUAAAGGAAAAGACAAACAGACAAAAAAAGUUGAGAAAUUAACCCAGUCGAAACCAAAAUCAUGUUAAUAUCUUGGUUGUACAUGUGUCCCUUUGCUUAAACCCAGAUUGGUUUCUCUACUCAAACACGACCGCGCGAUGUGCGCGAGCGUUCACUUGUUAUCAAAGC